AUGAGUUGGCUGUGGGGCAACGAAACGACGGAGCAGGCGCAGUUCGUGGUGAGCGCACUGCAGAGCGAGCUGGAUGAGCGUGAGAGCAAGAUUAAGGCGUUAGAGGCCGCUCUCAAGCGCGAGCAGCAGGAUAUGACUUCGUUAUUGGAGGACGAAGUCAAGGAACUUGAGGCACGACGCAAGGCCAUCGAAAAGGAGCUGGCAGGUGUCGAUGCACUCAUUAAAGAGAAGCAAAGGCUCAUCCAGAAGAGCAAAAGCGACCCACUCAAGAAGAAAAAGAAGAAAAAAAGCAAAACACCCGUCAGUUCACCCAGAGCUGCGGUAGUUGAAGAGAAACCGGCUGCAGCUGCCAAUGGAAAACCCAAGGAGAACGGCAAGGAAGCGGUAGUGUCCCCCAAGGCCAAAAAGAAACAACAGAAGAAGAAAAAGGAAGCGAGUGCUGCUAGUGCUGAUGUGGAGCAGACGGAGAACUCGAAGGUGUUGCCUAUGGACAAGAACUUGAAGGUGGUGGCCAAGGAGGAGCCCAAUGUGGCCUUCAUCAUCCAACGUAGCAAUAACUCGAAUACAGUUGUGUAUGCUGGGGUUAAGUCGGCCGACGGCAAGUCGUUGGACACGACGACCCCGAUCAAAGUGUACUGGAUCAUGUAUGAAAAGGAGGGCAAUCCACGUGAGGAUCUCAACAUGAUUGAGCGGAACACAGCAUACGGUGUUACCUCUAAGCCGUCAGAUGUGCCGGGUGAACACUUGGCGAGCAUCGCGUCGCUGCGUGACCGCGACUGCGUGUUACGUCUGGACAAACACGGCAAUGUGAUGGCGUUGACUACCAUCAAUGGCAAGAAAGGGAUGCUCUUACGCCGUGUGUUCGUGCAAAUGACCACGAGCUGGGGCAUCCCGACUGUGGACUUCGUUGACAUCUUCGGAGUGGAUCCAACCACCUUGGAGCCUGUGUACGAGAAGAAGAAAAACAAGUGA
This is a messenger RNA of Phytophthora nicotianae INRA-310, 972 nucleotides long. RefSeq lists its product as hypothetical. The record is from RefSeq and is a predicted model, not a curated record. The transcript is spliced from 3 exons. Bases 1 to 972 code for a protein of 323 amino acids. NCBI's taxonomy places the organism in Eukaryota, Oomycota, Peronosporomycetes, Peronosporales, Peronosporaceae.